AUGAGGUCGGUUAUGAUUUGUUUGACUAGGCAUGUUCGCUCUGGGGAAGCCAUCGGUGGAGCUUUGACAGGCAUAGCGAGUCCUCUAUUCAAGAAGUCUUUCUCGUUGAGAAUCGAUGCAGAAUCUGUGCAAAAGAGCCUUGAAAGCACUUUAUUGCAUGCUUAG
Molecule: messenger RNA, 165 nt
Organism: Dovyalis caffra
Lineage: Eukaryota; Viridiplantae; Streptophyta; Magnoliopsida; Malpighiales; Salicaceae
Source: the annotation of a GenBank genome assembly